Dichomitus squalens LYAD-421 SS1 is the source of this 828-nucleotide messenger RNA. RefSeq lists its product as uncharacterized. Lineage: Eukaryota; Fungi; Basidiomycota; Agaricomycetes; Polyporales; Polyporaceae. The record is from RefSeq and is a predicted model, not a curated record. The coding region runs from base 1 to 828 and encodes 275 amino acids. The transcript is spliced from 2 exons.
AUGUUGCACAUGAUCAACUUCGUUCUUGCCGCACUCCUCGUCGGCUACGGUGCUGCUGUUCCCGUGGACCCCUCUACCUCCGUAGCUCUGCCAUCCUCCGCCUCGGUGCCCGCCAUUCCGUCUAGCCUCCCGUCCGCUGCACCUUCUGGCUUCCCGUCCGGUUUCCCGUCCGCUGCGCCUUCUGGCUCUGCCUCCGGUACUCCCUCCGGCUUCCCUUCAGGUGCACCCUCCGGCUUCCCGUCCGGUGUCCCCAGCGGCCUGCCCUCUGGCGCACCAUCAGGCGUCCGUUCUGGUAGCCUGCCCUUCCCGUCCGGUCUCCCUUCGGGCGGUCUCCCUUUACCAUCGGGUCUUCCUUCAGGUGGCUUCCCCAUUCCCUCAGGUGCUCCCAGUGGCUUCUCCGUCCCCUCGGGUGCCCCCAGUAGCUUCCCUGGAAGCAGGCCCCACGGCCAUGGCCACCACCCCAACGGUACAUCGGUUCCCUCGGGCUUCCCUGCCGGUGCUCCCUCAUCGAUUCCCACUUUCAUUUCGGUUUCGAUCCCCACAAACCCGAGCACCUCGGUCGUCUCCGACACCUCCACGUCGGUCUUGACCUCGAGCGUGGUCUCCACCGUCCUGACCUCGAGCGCGGUUACAUCCUCCGCUGCCUCUUCCAGUGCGGACCUCUCCACCGUUGUGAGUUUCACUGUGGAACCCUCUACGGUGGUUAGCUCUACUGCAAUCUCGUUCACUGUCGCCAGUUCCUCCGUGGCCCCCUCGACCGUCGUAAGCUCCGCCGUGGGCUCUUCCACUGCAGUGAGCUCGACGGUCCUCUCGCCCUCGACCGCCUGA